UUUUUAGAAGCAGCAAACUACCGGGAUCGCGUUUGUGUGGCACGGGAGGUGCGAACUAAAGUUGAGGAUUGAUUGCUGUCAGGUGACACAAGUCAGCUGAUGCUGAGGUUUCAGCUCUAACUCCUGCACUGCAGCUGGCCAAGUAUCAGUGGUGGCAGGACACACAAAAAGCUGGAGGAACUCGACAGGCUAGGCAGCACCUGUGGAAAAGACUAAACAGUCGACGUUUCGGGCCCAUACCCUUCAUCAGGACUGGAGAAAAAGAAGAGAAGUGAGGAUUGCUGAGUGAUGGAGCUGCUGGUUUUGUCUCUUGUGCUGCUUGCCCACUUUGCUCUGUCCCUGGACAAUGGCCUCAUGAGGACCCCUCCCAUGGGCUGGCUGGCAUGGGAACGGUUUCGCUGCAACACCAACUGCGCCAUGGACCCCAAAAACUGCAUCAGUGAGAGGUUGUUCAUGGACAUGGCCGAUCGGUUGGCAGAGGAUGGCUGGAAGGAGCUUGGCUACCAGUACGUGAACAUCGAUGAUUGCUGGGCGGCAAAGGAGAGGGAUUCUCAGGGACGUCUGGUUCCCGAUCCUGAUCGAUUCCCCAGUGGAAUUAAAGCUUUGGCACAAUACGUCCAUUCUAAAGGUUUGAAACUUGGCAUUUAUGGGGACCUAGGCAAGUACACUUGUGGUGGCUACCCGGGUACCACCUUGGACAAGGUUGACUUGGAUGCCCGUACCUUUGCCUCCUGGGGAGUGGACAUGCUGAAGCUGGACGGCUGCUAUUCAACCCCUUCCGACAAGGCUGUGGGUUAUCCACUGAUGUCAAAGGCGCUGAAUGCCACUGGGCGUCCGAUUGCCUUCUCCUGCAGCUGGCCAGCGUACGAAGGAGGUUUGCCACCUCGGGUGAACUACACUCUGCUGGGGGAGAUCUGCAAUCUCUGGAGGAACUAUGGUGACAUCAGCGACUCAUGGGACAGCGUUCGGGACAUCGUCAACUGGUACGAGAAGCACCAAGAUAUCCUGCAGCCGGCGGCUGGCCCGGGGAGAUGGAACGACCCAGACAUGUUGAUCAUUGGCGACUUUGGCCUGAGCCUUGAGGAGUCCAAGUCACAGAUGGCUCUUUGGGCCAUUCUUGCGGCACCCCUCUUCAUGUCUAACGACCUGCGGACAAUCUCCAAGUCGGACGCUGAGAUCCUACAGAACAAGCUGCUGAUCAAGAUUAGUCAAGAUCCGCUGGGAAUUCAGGGCCGUAUGAUACUGAAGGAGAAGUCUAGUAUUCAAGUCUGGAUGCGAGUGCUGUCCUCCUCAACCAUGGCUUUCGCUUUCUUCAGCCAGCGCACCGACAUGCCUUACCGGUAUACCACAUCUCUGACCCAGCUCAACGUCACGGCCCCAAAGGUGUACUCGGCAAAGGACGUGUACACAGGUCGUGUCCUGCACGGCCUGGAGUUUGACACCAAGUUCACUGUCUCUAUUAAUCCAAGCGGAGUGGUUAUGCUCUACGUGUAUCCAGAAGACCAGUUCAAACUAAACAGAAGGCCCAGAGACUACCCACUACUGCUGUGAAGGAGCCUCCAUCACCAUGGCAACAGAAGGCCCAAAGCCUGUACUUGGCUGUCAUGAAGCAGCAUUAACCGCUAUCGAUGAUCUGGUCUUUAAUUCUUUGUGCAUUUCAUUGCAAAUUGGGCAUACUUUAUGCUUAGGUGGGAAAUUCUGAAGGGAUUACUUAUCCCAUUGGCUCUUGAUGGUCUAUUUUAUUAAUGUAGUUUUCCUUUGAUCAUGGUGUUUCUGGUACUCUAAGGGUUAAGCAGUCAGUGUGGAUGUCUUGGUCACUCGAUGCCCAUUGACUGUCCAUUCUCUCAGGUAAAAGUGCACAGCACUCUUGGAGGCUAUUCAGCCCAACAUGGAUCGUCCUCCAGACAUAGACCAAUAAUAGGGCUGUUAUCAAACAGGCUGCUUCAUCCUUCAUCCUGGAUGGUAGGUGAAGCAUUUAACACAUUAAGCUUGGGAUGGAAUGAUUUUUGUUCUUUAACAGCAUACAAUUUACUAACAAGGGUCAUCUGAUCACUCAAAGCCAGACAUCCUGAUUCCACUGUUUUCCACUGGAAUAUCAUGGUCAGCCUGUGCCAACAGGACUGUACCUUUGGAAAAACUAAGCCCCUCGAGUAGUGAAAAUGGGUUCAAGAGUACAGUAGCCUAAUGGUCAAAUUACUGGAUUGGCAGCCAGACCUCUGGAAUGUUGAGCUUGAGCUAUGAGUUCAUUUCCUGUGGAGGCAGCUUGAGAACUUAAAUUCAACAAAAUAAAUAAAUAUUGAUUUUUACCAUAAAAGAUUCUGCAGAUGCUGGAAAUCAGAACAAUGUGCACAAAAUACUGGAGGAACUCAGCGAGGUUAGGCAGUAUCUAUGGAGUUGACCUUUCAAGCUGAGGUCCUUCAUGACGACUCAUUGGUUUUUGAAUUAAUAUCAUUGGCAGUAACGGUAAAGCCACGGAGCUGUUAAACAAACCCGCUUGGUACAUUAGUGACAACCAGAGAGGAAAUCUCUCCUUAUCUGGGGUGACACUUAAGUGAUUAACUCAGCUCAGGGACACUUGGUGAUGGGUACUAAAUGGUGGCGUGUUCCCACACAUCCACACCCCUGGAACAAAUCGAUUUAUAAAAAAAAAAGUUUGCAUUUCUAAUAGUUAGAAUUGGUUUAAAUGUGGCAGAGUGAAGCACUCCAGCCCUCGAUUACUCUGGGUGAGCACUGGAACAGCUGGUCACCUCAAUAUAGGAAGGAUGUGGAAGCUAUGGAGAGGGUGCAGAGGAGAUUUACCAGGAUGUUGCCUGGUUUGGAGUACAAGUCAUAUGAAGCAAGGUUAACAGAGCUGGGACUUUUCUCUUUGGAGCGUCAAAGAAUGAGAGGGGACUUGAUCGAGGUCUACAAGAUUAUGAGAGGCAUAGAUAGGGUGGAUAGUCAGUACCUGUUUCCCAGGGCACCAAUAGCAAACACCAGGGGGCAUAUGUACAAAAUUAAGGGAGAGAAGUUUAGUGGAAACAUCAGGGGUAAGUUUUUUUACACAGAGGGUUGUGAGUGCCUGGAAUGACUUGCCAGGGAUGGUGGUGGAGGUUGAAACAUUAGGGGUAUUUAAGUGCCUCUUGGACAGGCACAUGGAUGAAAGAAAAAUAGAGGGUUAUGGGUAGUGUGGGUUUAGUACUUUUUUUCAAGGAUUAUAUGGGUUGGCACAACAUGGAGGGCUGAAGGGCCUGUACUGUAUUGUGAAUUUUUUUGAAUGAGCUGAGAGAGACACUUAACUGAAAGAACUUUGGAUUUUUUUAACCUUGGGGAACUGCAGAUAUCUCAGUUAUUGAAAAUAUUUAAGGCUGGUGUUGUCGGACUGUGAAAGAUUGGAGGGGCUCAAUGAGGAAGAUAUUGUGGAAGUUCAGCUGUGAUUGUACCGAACGGCAGUCAGCUGGGGCCUGAGUGACCUCCAACUGCUCUUGGUAGUUAACGUAGUGGUUAUGUUACCAGAUUAGCAACUGAGCACUUGGACCAUUGAUCCAGGGAUAUAGAAUCAGGCUCUUCAGCUGAUCUUACAAGAUCCAAUUCCACUGCAGCCACUGAAAACUUCCAAGUAUGAAAUAAACAGUAAUUAAGGAAAUCUCAAACUGAUGCUUGGAGUUAGGUAAUAAUGGCCGUAAAACUACUGAAUUGUCAUUCAGUCCUUCAGAUUGAUUAAUAAGUGGGGAGGAAAUCUAUCUCGUCCUUAACUCGUUUGGUUUACAUGCAACUGAAGAACCAUCAAUGUGCUUGGUCCUUAAAUACCUCCUCGGGUCAAAGGCGUGGUAGCACAAGGAGAGUUUCUCUCUUCCGUUAAAGGGUGGUGGUUCUCAUUCUGUGGGAGCAUCACUGCUGUUAUACCUCAUCCGUCAAGAGCAGUGUGUUCCUGGUGUCUGUGAUGUCUGUGUGACAGAGCUAGUUUGCUGGUUGACUACAGGUACAUACGUGCACAUUGUUCCAAUUCCAUUAUUUGUUCAGUUCCCUUUUGCAAGUCACCAUUCAGACUGCCUCCACUGCCACUUCAGUGAAUGUGAAUCCAACUGUAAUAACUGACCAUGAGUUUUCAUUGCCCUUUGAUCUUCCUGACUUUCCUGUUGUUGAGUUAUCUUUAAUCCCAAAUUUCACAAAUCACCAGAUGAGACGAGUUCUUUUGUUAAAUUGCACUUUAAAAAUACUUACUAAGGCACUGAGAUUGUUGUUUACUCCACAGUAAAGCAGCUAUACUGUGAUGGUGGUGGAAGAAUUAAGCAAAUAGGGUGAUGGAUUGGGUGCUGAAAGAUGUCUUCUUCAGCAAAAAAAAUCUGGUUUUUUAAAAUCAGCAUGUUGCUUCUGUGAAUUUGUACUUUCUUAAAAAAUAAAAACAUUACCAUA
This is a messenger RNA of Hypanus sabinus (Atlantic stingray), 4395 nucleotides long. It is a transcript of the gene naga, whose product is annotated as N-acetylgalactosaminidase, alpha. Bases 289 to 1551 code for a protein of 420 amino acids. Gene Ontology annotation, cellular component: cytoplasm. Gene Ontology annotation, biological process: glycosylceramide catabolic process; glycoside catabolic process; oligosaccharide metabolic process. The record is from RefSeq and is a predicted model, not a curated record. The transcript has 10 exons. Gene Ontology annotation, molecular function: alpha-galactosidase activity. NCBI's taxonomy places the organism in Eukaryota, Metazoa, Chordata, Chondrichthyes, Myliobatiformes, Dasyatidae.